This is a messenger RNA of Aedes albopictus (Asian tiger mosquito), 3307 nucleotides long. RefSeq lists its product as uncharacterized. The transcript has 6 exons. NCBI's taxonomy places the organism in Eukaryota, Metazoa, Arthropoda, Insecta, Diptera, Culicidae. Gene Ontology annotation, biological process: lipid metabolic process. Gene Ontology annotation, cellular component: membrane. Gene Ontology annotation, molecular function: oxidoreductase activity, acting on the CH-CH group of donors. Bases 888 to 1856 code for a protein of 322 amino acids. The record is from RefSeq and is a predicted model, not a curated record.
UAACUCAGAGGGGGGAUCUUCCGAGAGAAGUAAUAUAAGCACGUCCCAGACUACCAGUCAGCUCUUAUAUUGGUAUCCACAGAAUGGGAAUGCCAGUUCCAAACAAUGUUCAUCUCACUAUGCGUAGUACCUAGUAGGUAUAGCAGCUAUUCUCUGCUCUCCGUAUGUUUUCAUCUGUGAUGCCAUGCUACGUUACAUCUCGCACGCGACGCUUUCUCCUGCCAGUUCGAACCGAGACGUCGCGCGUUAUAGACGCUUUUUGGAAACACGGGCGUUUUCCUCCCACUUCUCGGGGGUGGGUUUGUGCUCCUGGCUGCCUAUACUGAUAGUGAUCAUGGUGGAUGUGUGAGUGUUUAGUGGGGGGAAAAAAGCUUGAGGUGCUGCGUUCGGAUGCAACAUGCAGUUAAUGAUGCUGUGCCAGAAGGAUUAUGAAUGCAGUGCAUCCAAUAUCCAGAGGUAUAAAUAAGCAAUGUAAACACAGUCGGAGGAACAUAAAUUGGCGCAAGGAGUGUGCGAAAAAAAAAAAACGGAAAAUGAAUGCGAUGCCGGUUCCACCGUCGGGGUUGUUGAUGAUGGUUUUAGUGGAUGCUGGCAUAAAUCUCGAGACUCAAUUUGCUGCGAGCAAGACGACAGUGGCGUGAGUUAUAGUGCAAUAAUAGUGCCCGUAGUAUAGUGUUGACCGAAGAGCAUAGAGUGGGAUCAGAAAAUUUCCCAUUAAACGACCUUGAAUCGGUGGCAAUCAAAUAGCGGGAGGCUGGAAUUGGCAACAAAUCAGAAAACCAAAAGAAGAAACAGUGACGUUGGUAGAUGAGUUUUUUUUUUUUGUUCAAGAAAAAUAGUGUAGUUGUGUGGUGAAAAGUGGCUAACAGAGCAGUAGUGAAACAACAAUGGCCGUUCAUAUUAUGGACGAGGAUCAUUUCGCAAUCAGCGCAAUCGUGACGGUGGCCAUGCAGAUAAUAUUCUUCCUGAUCGCUGCCAUCUUCCAGUUGGAUAAGCUUACGGAUUUUGCGGGUGGAGUUAACUUUAUCAUCAUUGCCUUGUUGACCUUUUUCUUGGGUCAAAUCGAUAGAACAUUAAAGCCUUACGAUAGUCGACAGCUGAUGGUGACGGUGUUUGUUUGCUUAUGGGGUGCGAGAUUGUCCGGAUAUCUGCUCUAUCGAAUUGUGAAAAUCGGACGCGACAAACAGUUCGAGGACAACCGGAGGAAUGUUAUUCGAUUCGCCGUGUUCUGGACGUUUCAGGCCGUCUGGGUGUUUGUCGUGUCGCUGCCGGUGAUCAUAAUCAACUCUCCUCGGCAUUCAAUCCCACGGGCACCGAAAACCAUGACGACGCUGGACUCUGCCGGAACCGGGAUGUUCAUUACGGGCCUACUAGCGGAAACGUACGCUGAUCUACAGAAGUUUUCCUUCCGACAAGAUCCGAUCAAUCAGGGAAAAUUUUGCAAUGACGGACUGUGGCGAAUGUCGAGGCAUCCCAACUAUUUCGGUGAGAUUGUUAUUUGGUGGGGAAUCUUCGUCAUCUCGCUGAACGUUAUCGAUGGCAUCGAGUGGGUGGCAAUUAUGUCGCCAAUAUUCACGACCCUCAUCAUCCUGUUCCUGUCGGGGAUCCCGGUGCGAGAACGAUCGGCGGACGAAAAGUACCGAGAUGAUUUAGAGUAUCGAAAGUACAAAGCGUGCACCUCUCCGCUGAUUCCCAUCCCACCGGCUAUCUAUUCAGAGGUUCCACGGGCUCUAAAGUUCAUCUUGUGCUGUGAGUUUCCCCUGUACGACUCGCUGGACAAGCGGCGUAAGGAGGAAGGCCCAUUUGCCAUGACUACCUCCAUAUCAGUGGCUCACUCGCAUUCGACUCACACAUAGCAAUCGGGAAGCGGACAUCAGCAUCCCCCAAAUUAUCCUAUGUCGUCCUCGUCGUCGUACCAUUACCACCACCAGCAGCCGCAGCAGCAGCAGCAGCAGCAGCUGCAGUAUGGUCACCAUGGUGGCCCGCAAGGUGCAGGUGGCUGCUCCUCGAAAGAACGAAACUCCAUCGGCCAGGCGGCUAGUUAUUCGUCCAGCCAUCGAAGCGGUAGCGAACGGCGAGGGGAAAAGUCGCUUCACGGUAGUAGCCACGACUUUGAGGACAUCGUUCCGGAACGGAUUACCUGCAUUACCAGUGGCGAUGGCAACUUCAUCACCGGCUCGGCACAGAUUACCACAAUUUUGUGAUCUCGUUCAACGUUCAAUGUUAACUACUGCUAUACAAAGAAGGUAUACAUAUAGUCAAAAGAUGCGUUAUAUGAAAUUGUGUUUAGAGGUUUAUUGGUUAAUGGUUGCUGCAUUGCUUUAACUUUAAGGACAACGUGAGAAAAAAAUGCCAACUUUGAAUUGCCAAAAGCGCCAACUCUUGAUUCCGCGUACUACUGCAUGAAAUCUUGGAAAACAGUUAACAUCUAAAAGGUUUGGACUUGAAUAUUGUUAUAAUAAUAUUGAACCUAUUUAUGCCCUCUCUGAGUUGUAGAGCUUUCAUCUCUUCCGAGUUCAAUCUUCAAGCAUUUACGAUAAUAUUCGAUCCUACAAAAGUAGUUGAAUCAAACAAACAGUUUCACUUAUAACCACCUCUAAUAGAUAUGGAAUAGAUUCAGGUUAACGAACUUUACCUUACUCACAACCCCAUUGGUCAGAUAAUAAAUGUUACCCAAGUAACCAUGCUAUUAAAGCUGUCCGUAAUGCAUAUAUAAAGCGCAUAUAAUUGCAUACAUUGCCCUACAUUAACCAUUAAAGUUGAUUUAAAGUAGCAAAUGUUGCCACUAUUGCUGACUUACGAUUAUACUGGUAUAAUCGUAAUUCAACAAUAGUGGCGCCACUUCCCACUUUAUUUCAAAUUUAAUGGUUUAUAUAGAGUAAUGCAUGUCAAUAUACUAUGUGCGUUAUUUAUGCAAUACGUACAGCUUCAAUAGCGUGGUUACUUGGGUAGAUAGCAAGGAGUCUAUUAUCGGGAGCUGCAGAUUUGGAUUAGAAAUUGCAACAGAUGCAGAAUUGCAUAUUCUGUACGGAAUUAAAAUUUAAAAAAUCGAGACCGUUAGAUGAACAAUGCACCCACAAGCAACAGUGUUGAUUGAUGGAUUUUGGGUUUAAAAUAGGGAGGGUUCCAUAUAUCCUCAGUUGUAAAGGCUGUAAAGGUGAUGACAGGUUGAAUUCUAGGUCGGUUCACGAACUUUUCGUAAAAGAAAAUUUCCCUGACUUCCAUGGUCCUGGUCAUAGAGGAUCGUCAUAUCUGUCACACGGCGUUAUUGGUUUUCUUACAAUAUUUUUUUCACUGGGACUUUUAU